ACUUAUUUAUUAUAAUGACAGAAAUAUCAGAUAUAUUAUUUAAAAAACUUGAAAGUGAAUUCAUUUUAAAUCGUGAUCAACUUGCUCCUAUUGUAAAUGGUUUUCUUAAUGAAUUUCAAAUUGGACUCAAGACUCCUUCUAAAGGACUUGCUACUAUGAUUCCAUCUUUUGUUACUCAACUUCCUACUGGUAAUGAAACUGGUACUUUUAUGUCUUUAGAUCUUGGUGGAACCAAUUUACGUAUUACUGCUGUUCAACUUUUGGGUGAUGGUCAUGUCAAAGUAUUAGAAGUUAAACAUUCUCCUACUAAAGAACUUAAAACUGGUCCUGGUGAACUUUUCUUUGAUUGGAUUGCUGAUGCUGUAGAAGAAUUGAUUACUGUAAAAGCUCGUCAUUUAUUUCAACCUGAUCAAGUCAGUGGAAAAGAAACUUUAGCUUUAGGUGUUUGUUGGAGUUUCCCUGUUGAUCAAACAGAAGUAAAUCGUGGUACAAUUUUACGUAUGGGUAAAGGUUUUACUUUACAAAAUACAGAAGGUCGUGAUUUGGCUACUAUGUUUCAUGAAGCUUUUGAACGCAAGGGGCUGAAUGUGAAAGUGAGUGCCAUAUUGAAUGACACUGUGGGUACCCUCGUGGCACAUGCAUAUACUAAUCCACGUUCUCGUAUUGGGUUGAUCUUUGCUACUGGUGUCAAUGCUGCAUAUCCUGAAAAAGUGGAAAAUAUUAUAAAGUUGGAUCAACAAGUGCGUGACAAGUACCCGGCUGGUACGGAAAUGCUUCUCAACACUGAAAUCGAUAUAUUUGGAAAUGAAGAUUACUUGCCUUUAACCAGUUACGAUAUUACAAUGGAUAAAAGUCACAAUCAACCUAAAUUCCAAUUAUAUGAAAAAAUGAUGAGUGGAGCUUACUUGGGUGAAUUGACUAGAUUGAUUGCCAUGGAUUUUAUCAAGAAUGAUGCUUUAUUCAAAGGUCAAAUUCCUGAAGGUUUUGAUGAACCAUGGAGCUUUCCUACUAUGUAUAUGAGUGCUCUUGAAAGAGAUGUCACAUCUACUCGUCAAGUUAGUUUGGAAAAGAUCUUGGGAAAAUAUCAUUUUGAACAACAACCAUCAUUAGAAGAUAUCGCCAUCUUAACUCGAAUUUGUCGUAUUGUAUCAACUCGAAGUGCUCUUCUUUGCUCUUGUGCCAUUGCUGCUUUGAUAGAACAACAAGGAUUAGUAACCAAAUCUAAUGCUGAUAUUAUUGUUGGUAUGAAUGGAUCUACAUAUGAAUUUUAUCCCUUUAUGGAAGAACGUUUACAUAGAGCUUUAAGACAAUGGUUUGGUGUGGAAAUUUCUGAUCGAAUUCGUUUGGAAAUCACUUCUGAUGGUGGAAGUGUUGGUGGUGCUUUGAUUGCUAUGUUAUGUUGUUAGAUAGAUUUUUAGAAUAGAUUGAUCCUUUUUUUUUAUAUAUUUUAUUUAUUGAUUUAUUUAUAUGUUUUGUGAUGUAUUUCC
Halteromyces radiatus is the source of this 1487-nucleotide messenger RNA. RefSeq lists its product as uncharacterized. Gene Ontology annotation, molecular function: ATP binding; D-glucose binding; mannokinase activity. The transcript has 4 exons. Gene Ontology annotation, cellular component: mitochondrion; cytosol. Gene Ontology annotation, biological process: intracellular glucose homeostasis; glycolytic process; glucose 6-phosphate metabolic process. Lineage: Eukaryota; Fungi; Mucoromycota; Mucoromycetes; Mucorales; Cunninghamellaceae. The record is from RefSeq and is a predicted model, not a curated record. The coding region runs from base 15 to 1406 and encodes 463 amino acids.